Messenger RNA from Dioscorea cayenensis subsp. rotundata (Guinea yam), 707 nucleotides. RefSeq names its product acylphosphatase. Lineage: Eukaryota; Viridiplantae; Streptophyta; Magnoliopsida; Dioscoreales; Dioscoreaceae. Gene Ontology annotation, molecular function: acylphosphatase activity. Bases 97 to 420 code for a protein of 107 amino acids. The record is from RefSeq and is a predicted model, not a curated record. The transcript has 2 exons.
AAUAAUAAUAAAAACAUUUUCAUUCCGAAGGCAGUGGAACAUUCUCGGGCUUCCACAGCAUAGCUGGUGUCCGGCGACACCAGGCGUUUCAAGAUCAUGAACUCUGCCAUCUCCUGCACUGCAAAUCCAUCAAUGCCACCAAGCAAAACCGUGAGGGUUGUCAUCAAGGGCCGCGUUCAAGGAGUCUUCUUCAGGGACUGGACGGUCCACAACGCUCGUGAGCUCUGUCUCAAGGGCUGGGUACGUAACCGCCGGGAUGGCUCCGUUGAGGCCGUCUUCUCCGGCGAACCCACUGCCGUUGAUGAAAUGGUAGACAAGCGUUGCCGGGUCGGCCCCCCUGCGGCCAUGGUCACUGGUCUCAACUCCUUCCCCUCUGAUGAUGACCCGGGCCAGGGUUUUCAGCGCAAGCCCACUGCUUGAUAUGGAUCUCUUGGGGUAGCGCUUCUUCAAACCCUUGUAGUAUAUCAUUCGCUUCUUUUAUACCAUUCGCAUAUGAAAUUCUAUGAAGAUGAUCUUCUCUGAUAUGAUAUGCUUGGCUAAAAGUUUUGUUUUUUUUUUUAGUCUCAUCGUUGUCUUUGAUUAUACUGUUCUACCUUUUGUAGUAACACUGAAAAUUUGGGGAUUGAAAUUAUUUGAGGGAUAUAUGCUAUAUAGUGUAGAUUGUUGUAGAUGGUAAUGGAUUAUGUGAUUGGAACCACGAUUGACUA